AUGGUGAAGGACAAGUCCCCCUCCAUGAUUUUUCUCAUGGAGAUAAAGUGCACUAAAACAAGAAUUGAAGAAGUUAAAGGAAGUCUGAGUUUUGAUGCCUGCAUCUCAGUUGAAAGUAGGGGAAGCAGUGGAGGUCUUGCCUUAAUGUGGAAAAAGAAUAUUGAAGUGUCCAUCUACAACUACUCUAGGUGGCAUAUCAGUGCUAGUAUCUCGAGUCAAACAGGCUCCCUCCCAUGGUUCUUCACGGGAUUCUAUGGGCAUCCUGAGACCUCUAAGAGGAAAUGCAGUUGGGAGCUUUUAAAAGACCUUAAACCUUUGCCUAACACUCCAUGGUUGGUCUGUGGUGAUUUCAAUGAAAUAACCUGUCAAGAUGAAAAAAUGGGAGGUCCCCCCAGGCCUUAUAACCAAAUGGAGAAAUUCAGAGAAGCUUUAGAUUUUUGCUCAUUGAAGAUGAUUCUGACUAGGUUCAAAGAGGCAUGUUGUGUUGUAUCUCCUGCAGUGAAGUCAGACCAUCUACCUCUACAUAUUGCCCUAUCAAGCAAGAGGCACCAGGGUAGCUCCCUUUCUAAGUUGUUCAGGUUCGAAGCAGCCUGGACACUUAAGGAGGGGUGUGCUGCUACCAUAAAGAAGGCUUGGGGAAGACAGGGUUGGGGAGAGGACCAAGUUCCACUAGUGGUAAGGAGAUUGAGAAACUGCAGCACAGAGUUAAAGAAAUGGGACACUAAUGAAAAUAGGGGUGCACCUGCUGAAGUUAAACAGAAAAUGUCAACCCUGUGUAAGUUACAAGAAGAGGGUCAAGGUGAGCAUGUGGACUUAAUGCUAAGAUUGCAAAAUGAGAUUGAACAAUCCCUUGAAGAGGAAGACCUAAAGUGGAAGCAGAGGGCUAAGCAGCACUGGCUCAAAAUGGGCAUUGGUGAAUGCAUCAAGGAUGUGCCCCUCAGAAUUACGGGUGAGAUGAAUGAACAUUUAGGGAGGGAGUUCACAGCAGAAGAAGUCAAGAUGGUUGUGUUCCAUAUGAAUGGCCUUGGCUCUCCAGGUCCAGACGGAUUCUCAGCCUUAUUCUAUCAAACAAACUGGAAUAACUGGAAUAUAGUGGGAAAAGAGGUUACAAGAUUUGCCCUCAACAUUCUGAACAAAGAUGGCUCUUUGGAGGGAAGCAAUGACAUUUUCAUCAAACUCAUCCCAAAGAUCAAAGAAGCCAAGAGAGUUUCUGAUUUCAGACCAAUUAGUUUGUGUAAUGUGUUAUACAAAAUAGUAGCAAAAGUGGUAGCAAAUAAACUUAAAGUUGUUUUGCCUAACAUUAUUUCCCAAAGUCAAAGUACUUUUUCACCAGGUAGAGCCAUCACAGACAACAUUCUGGUGGCCUAUGAAACUCUUCAUUCAAUGACAACCAAGAUGCAAGGGAAAUCAGGCUACAUGGCAUUCAAACUAAACAUGAGCAAGGCAUACGAUCGUGUAGAAUGA
Messenger RNA from Carya illinoinensis, 1464 nucleotides. RefSeq lists its product as uncharacterized. Bases 1 to 1464 code for a protein of 487 amino acids. Lineage: Eukaryota; Viridiplantae; Streptophyta; Magnoliopsida; Fagales; Juglandaceae. The record is from RefSeq and is a predicted model, not a curated record. The transcript is spliced from 3 exons.